UUAUAAGAUAAGUCAUGUUUGAAAAUUUUCGGAGUUUUGCAGGCCUUCCAUAGUUCGCCGGUGUGACCCCAAAUUUUGGCUCAACAUCCCGACAUAUAAGGCAUGGCUGUGGCAGGUUUGACUAGUCGACUGGUGUGGACUUGUGUAAAGUUGGGAUGCCGAAGGCGAACUAAACCUAUCUUGAUAGCAUCUGUUUACUUAUGUAAUCAACGCCAGAGAUACAGUAGUCUUCUCACGUCUCAACACGAUUUAGUCGUACGUCCAAUCAACCUGCAGUCUCGACAGAAACAAGGUAUCCGAUCAAUUGUGCGAAAGAUGUCGUCUGAUGGCUGUGCUGAGGAUGUAUUGUUAGGGAUAGGCAACCCUCUUCUGGAUAUUACAGUUGAGGCCGACCAGGGUCUGCUAAACAAGUACAAAUUGCUAGCCAACAAUGCCAUUAUCGCUGAACCACAACACAUGCCCCUCUUCGAUGACCUAGUAAAAAAUUAUAAGCCAAUUUAUUUAGCUGGGGGUGCAACACAAAAUACCAUUCGUGUGGCACAGUGGUUACUGCAGGUGCCUAAUGCCACAACUUUUUUUGGAGGAGUAGGUGAUGAUGUAUUUAAGGAUAUUUUAGCAAAGAAAGCUGAAGAGGUUGGUGUGAGUGUUCAGUAUGAAGUUCAUUCGGAGAAAGCAACUGGUAAAUGUGCAGCAGUGAUCACCGGAGAAGACAGAUCCCUCAUAACCGACCUGGGAGCAGCCGAGUUAUUUACUGCAGAUUUUCUCAAAGAGAAAGACAAUUGGAAAUUAGUGGAGAAAGCACAAAUGUACUACAUUGGAGGAUUCAUAGUUCCAGUCAGUUCAGAAGCUGUUUUGGCUGUAGCUAAACAUGCAGCUGAAAAUGGGAAAACGGUUGUAAUGAAUCUUCAUGCUACUUUCCUAUGUAAAUACUUUGCUGACCCAGAACUGAACUUGAUGCAAUAUGUUGAUGUACUGUUUGGUAAUUCUGAUGAAGCUGCAGAAUUUGCCAAGUGUCAAGGAUUUGAAUCUUCCGACUUGAAAGACAUUGCAAAGUUAACAGCAAAUCUACCCAAAGUAAACAAAAACAAACAGCGUACAAUUAUAUUUACUCAGGGAAAGGAGGCAACUGUAACCUACCAUAAUGGGGAGGUAACUGUGUUUCCGGUUGUACCUGCAGAACGUAGCCUUAUUAAAGACACUAAUGGUUGUGGCGAUGCAUUUGUGGGAGGGUUUCUAUCCCAAUUAGUUAUGAACAAACCUCUGGAGGAAUGCAUGCGAUGUGGUGCGUAUGCUGCUAAAGUUGUAAUUCAGCAUUUUGGUUGUAAUUAUCCUGCAAAACCAGAUUUCCAUUAAUUACUAUUUUUAUAAGAGAUUAUGCUAAGUGCAGUGUUGUGUAUGUGACUACAUGUAUACCUCAUUUACUUGAAUUAUCUGACUUUAUAAAGUAUCAUUAGUGUCUCAAUUUAAUAUUUAGUAUUUCAAUUUUUUUUUUCCUUAAUUUUAAUUAAUUACUACCACAUUGAUUAAACUAAAAUAUUACUAAAACUAAUCUCCCAAUUUCCCUCUUAUAUAUAUAUAACAUAUAUAUGCACAUGUUUUUGCCUUUUAUUUAUAUUUCCCAUGUUUUAUAAGAUAGACUUGUAGAGUACAACAUACUCAACAUUGGCAGCUGUAAUUAUUGUAAAAUUCCUCAUUAAAGUUUUGGAUUUUCAGUUUCUCGUGAUUGGAUGGAAUUGAGUGAAACCAGUUUUUUUCAAAUGAUUUGGGACAAAGCCUUAUCACUUCAUUACAAAAAGGAAAUUUUUGAUAGUAAAUUGCAAAUUUUAGGAAUUCGACCCAAAUAUGAAACAAUUUCAGGUGGGAAUGGGACCCAUUAUUGGCACCAAAACUAAGGUUUUAGAACAACAAGUAGAUUGUGAAGCUUCUAAGGAUUCUUUAUAUUGUACAGAGGUUUAUAGUAAAGAGCACAUAGUGAGGUGACAGUUUAUCAUUAGUCAUGGUCUAAAGGAAGCUUGCUUUUUUUGCAUCUUUGAUACACUAUUUUUAUACCCUGCUCAGGAGUGAUCACGGACAAGGACACACUCAUUAAUACUCAUUAUUUUGAUAUAUUUUCAUACUUCAGUAUGGUUUGUAAAAUACUAGUCACAACCUCUUGACUCCAAGGUAAUUUCUGUUUAGUUCAGGAUUAAUGGAAUCUCUAGAUCAAAAGGCUAGCAACAAUUCAUUGAACAUGUCUGAUUUAUAAUGGGCAUUUUUGUUAUUUUAAUACUCGGCUUAGCUGAAUUUGGUAGCGGAAUUCAAUUAUAUUGUAGUUGUAGCUGUAUAUCAUAAAGAUUUCAAGCUUGUUACAUUUAUUUAAAUAAAUUAAACAAUUCUGACUGAAA
This is a messenger RNA of Ylistrum balloti, 2384 nucleotides long. Its product is annotated as adenosine kinase-like. The record is from RefSeq and is a predicted model, not a curated record. NCBI's taxonomy places the organism in Eukaryota, Metazoa, Mollusca, Bivalvia, Pectinida, Pectinidae. Bases 103 to 1353 code for a protein of 416 amino acids. Gene Ontology annotation, molecular function: adenosine kinase activity. The transcript has 2 exons. Gene Ontology annotation, biological process: purine ribonucleoside salvage. Gene Ontology annotation, cellular component: nucleus; cytosol.